Messenger RNA from Syngnathus typhle (broad-nosed pipefish), 993 nucleotides. RefSeq lists its product as uncharacterized. The transcript has 5 exons. NCBI's taxonomy places the organism in Eukaryota, Metazoa, Chordata, Actinopteri, Syngnathiformes, Syngnathidae. The coding region runs from base 83 to 733 and encodes 216 amino acids. Gene Ontology annotation, molecular function: protein binding. The record is from RefSeq and is a predicted model, not a curated record.
GUAAUAAGAGGGGUCCCCCAAAGGAGAAUGUCACUGCACCGACCGGCGCUCCACCUGAAACCACAAAAGCCAAGAAAGCAAGAUGCCCGUACCCAAGAAAGCAGGAAGAAAGAAUAACGGGGCAGCAGAAGAGAAGCUGCCGCCGUAUGAACCCAACAUCCCCGAACCAACCACCAGGGCAGACUUUCUCAAAUACUGGAUGCCACUGACUUUGGAUGACAAAACGGCGCAGAAGCUGCUAUGGAUCUCGGAAAACGGAACUAAGGUGGCGCGCACAUCUGAUGCCGUCUGUCCUUAUCCCAACAGACCUGAGAGAUACGAGCACUCGCCACAGGUGCUGUGCAAGGAGGGCCUCCUGGGCUCGCGCGGCUACUGGGAGGUUGACUUUGAGGGCUGGGUGGUGAUCGGUGCGGUGGCGGAGAGCGCCCCCCGCAAGGACGGCGCCUGCGGCCUGGGAGAGAACACCGGCUCCUGGGGCGCGGGCUGGGCGGGCUCCUGCUACCAGGUGUGGCACAACGGCGAGAACGUGGACGUGGAGCUGCCCCUGUGCAAAACACUGGGCGUGUACGUGGACCAGCCGGCCGGCAUCAUCAAGUUCCUGCUGGUGGAAGGCGAGGGCGACAAGGAGGUGCGGUUGGUGCACAAGUUCAAGAUCAGCGUGCAGGAGAAGCUUCUGCCCGCCAUGUGGGUGGGCACAAACUCGUCCUGCCUCAUUCGGAAAAAGGAGCAGUGAAUCACGAGGCCGGAGGCUGAAAUGAGUGGACCUUUACGGUGAAACAAGCGCUUGAGGAGUCCAAGGCGGAAGGAGCGCGCGUGCCUGUUUUGAGGCCCAAUUCUUUUAUUAUACUGUGUAUUUUCCUUUUCUUUUUUAGAGUUAGACAAAGGUGACUUUGCAUCUUUCCAUGUGUGCUCCACAGCUUGCAUAUUUUAGUGUGCCAAAUAAAAUGAACUUGUGUAAAAAAUAAAAUAAAAUAAACAAACUCGCUAAUUUAA